UCCGUGCUUUAGUCUACAAUUGAGUUUUGUAUAGUUAAGUCGUGAUCAUAUACACUUGUUGUUUGUUGUUAUAUUUAAUUAUCUGUCUAUAAGCUGUGUCUGUGUUUUUCGGAAACCGUCACAAGAAGUGGAAGAUUGCGAUUUUUUCGGAGGAAUCUGGGUUGACACCUGAUUCUUCUCGAGGGGGAGUUCAGAGACAGUGGAAAUUGUUUCCAGCCUCCUUCCGGCCAGACAGCGAACUGACGACAGGCAGUCAAUAAAGCGUUUUUGAACUACACAAGUGCAGGAGACUCGUACGCUCGGUUAGAACGUGUGCUUCGAAGCGAGUCGCGCGAUCCAGCGUUCUCUGGCAGAUCAUUUCGAUCUACGCCAAUUUGGUGAUUUUGGAAAAAAUUUAGAAGCAGCAAAAACAUUCCCGAGAAAGCGGUGAUCUAAAAACAAUCAAAUUUGUGCUUUGCUUAAAAAGAAGGUGAAAAAGUAGUGAGUAAUUUGUGUUUGAUGAAAUAUCGCGCAAACGGAAAAUAAAAACUUAAAGAGUGCAUCGCGAGUGAAGUGAGUUUGAGCAGAGGAAAAAAUCUAUAAAUCCUUCUUUGAAAAAUAAAAAAAGAAAUAAAAGUUAGCAGAAAGGAAGUUGAAACUGUUUCUCGUCUUCUUAGUUCGAGCUGAGCAGUAGAGAAAGUAUUCGCGUUGAAAAGCGAGGCAAAAUUUAUCGCUCGUUAAAGUAGUGGGUGUCGAAACGGGCGGAUAUUCCCAGCCAGCAAAAACCGCAUACCGAAAGCAGUACGAAAAGAUUGCACGUGGAAGAAGAAUACGGCAAACAAAAGAAGAAGAACAUUUCGUAUAAAUCAUAAAUACACAUACCGCAAACAGAAAAAAAAGUACCGAACCCCCAAAAACCUAUCGAAAGUGUAGCGGUGACGUUGUAGGCAGUGAGAGAGCAGCACGUGGAGAGCGCAGCACCCCACAGUCCCUCAGAUCACGGUCUCUGCGGGUGGAGAAACGCAUUCUCUUGUGUGAGUUUAAUCAAUUUAAUAACAUUCAGCCGAACCACCCUCUCUGGGAAAAAUAGCAGAAGAAAAACCGCACUCUGAUAGAAAACAGAGAAAACAUACACACAGUUUAAGUGAAUCGCCAAAAGCGGAAAACCUCUAUGUGAAAGCAAAAGAAGAACAAGAAGCAGAAGAAAAUAAAACUCUCGCAGUUCGAUUCGUUUCGGGGCUCUUGACUGAGACGACGAAGACGACGACGACAACGACUAGAAGCAGCCACAAAACUAGUAGCUCCCAUCUUUCCACCAUUAAACCGCAGCAUCCAAGCAGCAGCCAGCAGCAGCGGCAGCAAAAGCAUCCAAAAGAGAAGCCUGAAGUUAUUCCAAUAUUAAUUUCGGUUCCUGCAAGUGAAUUCAAUACAUUCCAUAUGGUUCAUAUGAUAGAAAUCGUUCGUCAAGGGAAAGUUGACUUUCCUCAAGUGAUUAUGAACCGUGCUAUUCAAGUUAAGCCAGCGGAUAGCGAGAACCGCGGUGAUCGAAAGCUUUUCGUUGGCAUGCUUAGCAAGCAGCAAACCGAGGAGGAUGUAAGACAGUUGUUUAACGCAUUCGGAACCAUAGAAGAGUGUACGAUACUGAGAGGACCAGACGGUGCCAGCAAAGGUUGCGCCUUUGUGAAAUUUACCUCGCAUCAAGAAGCUCAAGCUGCUAUAACAACCCUUCACGGUAGUCAAACUAUGCCGGGUGCGUCCUCUAGCUUAGUGGUCAAGUUUGCGGACACCGAGAAAGAGAGGCAACUCCGUCGUAUGCAGCAAAUGGCCGGUCAUAUGAACCUGCUGUCCCCGUUCGUCUUCAACCAGUUCGGACCGUACGGUGCCUACGCACAACAGCAACAAGCAGCACUGAUGGCCGCGGCAACCGCACAAGGAACCUACAUCAACCCGAUGGCCGCGCUGGCAACACAAAUACCUCAUGCGUUGAACGGUUCCGGACAACCCGUGAACGGUACCAUCCCGUCGUUACCCUCGCCAACGAUGCCGACCUUCAACAUGGCAGCACAAACGCCGAACGGGCAACCGGCCGGCUCGGAAGCGGUCUACACGAACGGAAUCCCUCAAACCUACCCGGGGCCCAUUUACGUAGAUGCGCUCCACCUGUCGAUACCGGCCCAAGGACUUCCAAACGGGGACGCUGCCCUACCGCACGCGGCGUAUCCCGGCAUCCAGCCCUACCCUGGUGUCGCCUACCCAGCCGUAUACGGACAAUUUCCGCAAGCCAUACCACAACCGAUUGCCACCAUUGCACCAGCACAACGUGAAGGCUGCUCCAUAUCAGGCCCGGAAGGUUGCAACCUGUUCAUCUACCAUCUGCCGCAGGAAUUCGGUGACGGAGAGCUGAUGCAGAUGUUUAUGCCCUUCGGUACUGUGAUAAGUUCGAAAGUCUUCAUCGAUCGGGCCACGAACCAGAGCAAGUGUUUCGGUUUUGUGUCGUUUGACAAUCCUGCCAGCGCUCAAGCUGCAAUCCAAGCCAUGAAUGGUUUUCAGAUUGGUAUGAAAAGACUGAAAGUUCAGCUGAAGAGACCAAAAGACGCCAACCGACCCUAUUAACAAUCAGAGAUCAAAAGCGCUUUAAAGAGUGCUUCUGCUGAAGCUUUAAAAUACGAAGUUAAUCCUUAGACAAAACAAAACACUAUAUCAUCAAUUAAAGAAAAGGAAAAAUUGCAAAAAAAAAACUAAAUCUUAAACAAAACAAAAUCCAAACAACUGUUCGAGAACUACAGUAAAGUGACCUACUGUGAGCUGCUUCAACACUGACUUGGCGCACUUUUGGACGCUAACAUUGUGCGAGAGGUUUUAAGAUCAACAACUCCCCUCUAAGAGCAACAAAAACAACUACCGUCACCAUCAGCAAAGCUACAAACACAAAACGUGCGGCGUGUGAGAGAGGCGCGCCGAACAAAGUCCAACUCUAGUUAAAAGCCACAAACCACGCAAAAGUCAUUAGAAAAGUUACACCCACCCAGUGCUACCACCCAGUGCUACCACCCCAACCACCCCCACUCAUCGUGCUCUUUCCUGGAGAUUAUCUCCCAUCGCCAUGCCAUCUCCAAUCUAGUCCGUUUUGUUUUUCUUUGCACGAAAUCUUGCGUUAAGGAAGUCCUCCCGAAAACUGACAAAACAGUGUGUGAUUAGAAUCAUUCUGUGAGAGCACGUGAAACGAGCCUAGAACCGAACCCAUUGAAUAACAUUUAAGGAAAAGACGAUAUCUCUCAGUUGGAAUCCAUCAUGCUCUGUAAAUUUAUAGAUAUAUGAUAAAAAAAAACAUAUAUUAUAUAUAUACAAUUCCUAAGAAUAUUUAUACAUUAGAUCGUAACGAUGUGGCGAGAUUUAUGCGAGAGAGGAAGGUGAGAUUUUUCUUGUUUUCAAACCAUUUUUCAUCGUGCCAUUUCGGGGAAAGGACGCAACCAAAAAACAGGAAGUUAAAAAGUAAAGUAAGUUAUUUUUUUCACGUGCCAGACACGGAAGUUCGAAAUUAGACUUAGGAGAGCUGCGCACUUUUUGGCACACCCAGAUCGCGCAUGCCGAGGAGAGGACUUUUACUAUAAUUAACGAGAGAAGCUGUGCGAAUUAAAAUCAUACACAUUAAAAUAACUUUAAUGAAGGGAGGUAAGAGGUAACUCACGCAUUUGAGCAGUAAAAUUUGAACCUAACCACUAGACCACUGAAGUUCUAUAUACAUUACUGAGCGAAAAUACCAUUAUAUAGGAAGUUAGAUAAACAGAACUUAUUAAAAAAAAGGGAGUAUUUAAAUCUAAACCCAAUUAAACACUAGUGACGUAAAAUAGAGCAAAAUGACUGGGGAUGACCUAGGUGGAGUAUUUGAACCCGACAGAAGGACAAAGGAAACGUGCUCUUUUACAGCGCAUGAGGGGGGCACUAGCAAGAACGGCCGUAAGUGUGCGAAAAGCCGGAUUGAGACAAUUGCCCAUCACUUAGUAUACUAGUUAGAAGUAAUUUAUCUAUAUUGAUAAACUGAAAAAAGGAUCGCAUCCACUUACACCUUUACACACAAACACACUGGACACUAAACACACAUAUACCAAAAACACUAAUUUGCAUUGCACGGCAAAACGUAAUUAUUAAAGUAUGAGAUGAUACGAAACUAGUGAUCGAGCGUAUUUAGAGAAAUUAAUUAGAACUUUUUAGGGCUGAUACUCGCAGCUCGGUAUUUAAUCUUAUUAGUCAUACGACUUUCUAAUAUGCUUGGAAGUAGUUUGAUUGUUUUUAGGUUCGCCCCUUAAUUUAUUCGUUGAUUAUUUAUCUUUCAUUGUCAGAGCAUCAGUUUACCUGUUUCAGUAUUAAUUUAUUCAAUUUUAUAGUAUUUAUUCGUAACCAUCGGCGUCUAAUUUUAAGUUACAUGUCCCUAUCUCCGUUCUCCCUGUCAUUUUCCGUCGCUGGACAACUGAUUUUGUGAUUUUAAGUGCAAUAUCGAUUAAUUGUUUUUUGACUAGUCUUCUUAGAAGAGCGAAUUUACUACUUAGUAACAUAAAUUUGUUAGAAGCAUUAGUGCUGUAAUAAAAAUAGGUUUAAUUAUACUAUUUGAUAAACAAAACCAAAUGAAAUAACAAAGGUCAGCUUGCAGCAAAACCAACUAAUAAUGACCCCUUAACUACGCGUUAUAAGCUAAUUAACCACCCAAAAAAACAUAACAAGUAAAUGAACAAACCUACAUUCAUACGAGAUGAAUCUACAGCUAAGUGAAGCCAAAAAUGAGAUAAACUUGUAAAGAGAGGUUCCAAAAAAGCCAGAACAAUUCCACGUUUAGCGAAAGUUGAAGCAGUACCGCAAACACGUAUUUAUUAUGAAGUAAUAAAAAUAGUUCGAAUUGAAUUCAAAAUACGAAUACAGAAAACUAGUCAAGUUAGAUUUCCCCUAAAAAUAAGACGGCUUUCAGUCUCCUUCCAGAGUUUAAGUUACGCACCCCCUUCCCGCUCAAUCAAUCUUCCCCGCUCCGGACCCAUAGGCAAAGGAACCGAGUAAGUUUUUGGUCAUUAGGUUUCCUCCCCCAGCCGAGCGUGUGGUCCCACCAACGUGGGUCGCUGCCCGAUCGGGAGAAUAUACAGAAUACGGUAGAGUUCAUGGACCGCUCCGACUUUCCUCCCGACGCUAACCCAACAGUGAGCCUUUAGACAGUAGCUUCCCAGUCCGAACAUUUUCCAAAACGUGUCGUCGGCAACUGGCCUGGCCCCGGGAGGGUCGCCAGCCAGUGCCGACGGAAGCAGUUUCACCAACAUCACCGGAACCCGAAGGAGAGCGUGGAAGUCGACUGCCAACCGUCGUCGUCGUCGUCGUCGCCACCGUGGCCAUCGUCGUAAAUCGGGGAUGAUGUGUAUAUUAAAAAUCGCGCGCUGCAGGAAGGUGGAUUUCAUGGUGAGGAUUAACUUUAUAUUUUUAAUUAGAAAAGUGCGAGGAUUAAGUGCGGUUUAUGCGCGGCAGCACCACCACCAGUCGAUGUGGGCAGGUCAUGGUGAUGAGAUUUCAGGCGCUGUGUCGGGAUGAUAUGAUUUCUCGUGUUUCGGUUUUUCUGCUUGAUGGAAAGUUUAAUCCGAAUGGGCAAUGCCGUUGAAUGGGAAUGAUGUGGUUUAUAUUGGUUCUAAGCUAGGAAGAAUAAUCUCGCUGUGAGCGUGGGUAUGUAGCAGGAAUAUUUCAAUUGAUGGUAUUGUUAUUAAGAAAGGUGGCCUCAUUUUAUUGAAAAAUAUUGAAAUUUAUUAUCAAACGAUCAUAAUCAAAUAAUUUGAGAAGGUUUCACCAAAGUUUUCAACAUUCUUCAUGCUCGUGAAGGCUUAUUGUUAAAAAUACGUACAUUCUCUGCUCUCAAAUUUGCAUUCAAGACGUAUUAAUGCAGACAACUUCUAUGCUAACACCAUAGCAUGGAUUUGUAUACUUUAAAGGAAAUAUUGAAUAGUAAAAUGCGGUGUUGAAAAUAAGUAAAACAUUGUGAUUCUCCGAAUAUAUCACUUUUUAUCCGGUCAAAAUUCAUGCACCGAACUUUUUUGUUUUGUUUCUUUGUUAAAGUGAUUUUUAAGUAGGACAAAGUUCAUCACUAACGCACUAAUGCACCGAACAAACCGAGAUAGUUUGGCAAAAAAACGUAGGGCGACAUUUUGACAUUUUUUUUCUUCAUACGCAGACUGUUUUUCACUGCUGUGUGAGAGUCUCGUGCCAUCCUUUUGCAUGAAUUUUCUUGUUUCGGCUCAUGCGCAGCCCAAACAGAACUCAAUCUGGUUCAAUUACCUGUGGCGCAUAGCC
Molecule: messenger RNA, 6294 nt
Organism: Armigeres subalbatus
Lineage: Eukaryota; Metazoa; Arthropoda; Insecta; Diptera; Culicidae
Gene: bru3
Product: CUGBP Elav-like family member 4
Exons: 12
Coding region: 1417-2592 (391 amino acids)
Biological process (GO): regulation of alternative mRNA splicing, via spliceosome; mRNA splice site recognition
Cellular component (GO): nucleus; ribonucleoprotein complex; cytoplasm
Molecular function (GO): mRNA binding
Source: RefSeq, a predicted model, not a curated record